This is a messenger RNA of Mizuhopecten yessoensis (Yesso scallop), 3574 nucleotides long. RefSeq names its product carbohydrate sulfotransferase 11-like. Gene Ontology annotation, cellular component: membrane. Bases 1086 to 2414 code for a protein of 442 amino acids. Gene Ontology annotation, biological process: carbohydrate biosynthetic process. Lineage: Eukaryota; Metazoa; Mollusca; Bivalvia; Pectinida; Pectinidae. Gene Ontology annotation, molecular function: sulfotransferase activity. The transcript has 5 exons. The record is from RefSeq and is a predicted model, not a curated record.
UCCUGUAGUGAGUCGGACCCGUUGAGACAUCACUACGCCUGUUUAAUGGUCUCAUAACACGGAACUGGCCUGUAGGUGAACUCUUUCGACAUAAUAAUGAUAACUUUUCCUUAAGAAGAAGCACAUACUUCCCGGUACUUGAAAUACAAAAACGACUGUACUGUGUGAUACUACAGUGUAUUGGUACAUAAUGGACACGUGCCCGUUGUUGUUUGGUAAAGUUACCGAGCCGCAAUCUGUCGGGAAAACUGAGGCUAAAAUUGCAGUCAUAAAAUUCCAUAAAUACUAUACACAUAUUGGUUUGAACAUAUUUAAAACUUCAAUGACUUAUAUUGUAUCCAAAACGAACGUGUGCAACCUUUUCCCGACUACUUCCUAUCUCACCAGAAGUAGGGUUAAGGCCAUGUUUACGUCAUUAUUAUGCAUUUGCGAAUUCACGAGAUGUCACGACAGCAGAAUCCAACGAAUAUCGACUUUAUCUUCGACUGGGUCAGAGGUAACGUUUACACAACACACGUGCUGAGUGCUACUCUUAGCCGAUUCUGCUCUCACCUCCAAAGGAAAUGCUCUUCUUUGUUGCCGACAAACCCUUUUUCCUCACUCAACGCACUCUAGUCGUCUCUUAUUGUGCAUCAAAUCGGCUUUCAAUGAAAGAAUGGGAAUAAUUUUAAAUUUGCCAUUUCAUGGACAAGCAUGCUACUUGCCAAAUGUCAUCAUCAUGAGCCUUCUGAUUAUUCAGACAUCCAAUCAGCAUUUUCUAUUCAAUUUUAAAAGAUGAAUAUUUUCAGCACAUAAGAAACUUAAUUAAUCAUACUUACAUAAGUAUAUUGAUUGAUUAAUGUAUUACACCGUAAACAAAAUGGAAAUUCUGAACCAUCAAUCAUCCUAUUUCUGGUAGUUAGGAAGGUAUUCUAAUGGUUAGCAGUACUACAUUUGACAUGUGUGCGUGUUUAUGUGAAUACUAACUUUCGUUAUUUCUUAUCUAUGGCAGAUGGUAAUGGUCACAGGGAAAGCACACUUACACUUGUAUAGCCCUGAAGUGUAGUCCUACUUCGUUCUUUUGUUUCUUACACGUGUAAUUGAAAAUGAGACCAAAAUUACUUGUCUUUAUCGGUACCACUUUAUGUUUGAUUAUUGUAAUAGCAUGGACAUUAGGACAUCACUUUACCUAUUACGCAUUUGAUCUUUUUCAUAGUAAAGAGACACCGCUCUUAGAACAAACGAUAAAAUUUAAACAAAUCACCACAGCAUCGCAUCUCACUACAUCAACGGUGCAAAGACCUCAACCUGUUCAAUUGGAUUCUUUACGUAAACAGAGACGCGACCAUCUACUGAAGGCGUGUGAGGCCGAUGACGUCAGAUACCACGGAACGUACCAGGUACCGUACACCGUACAGGAGCGUAUGCAGGUUUCGAAGAAACAUCGCCUACUCUACUGUGGACUGGAGAAAGCCGCGUCCUCUUUCAUGAAGAGGAUCUUCAUGAUACUGAACGGAGCAGAGAAAAAGUCACCGUAUGAUAUGCCGACAGGCUUAGCUGGUUUCGGGGUCCCCAACUUGUCAGAUUUUAAGCCAGCGACAGUCCCAGAUAUGCUGCAAAAUUCCACCAUUGUUAUCAUUAGCCGAGAUCCUUAUACCCGGCUUCUCUCGGCAUACAUUGACAAGAUCUUCUCUCCAAAUGCAAUAUUCGCUGAUAAAAUUGGCAAAUUUGCUCUACCGUUAACUAGAAAAGAGCCCUCUGAACAGAGCCUACGAUGUGGCUUCGAUCUUACGUUCAAAGAAUUCAUCAAAUAUUUUAUACAAUCAGAAAGCAGUGGCCUUCACCGAGACAAUCAUUUUGCCCCCGCCUAUCAAAUGUGUUUACCCUGUACGUAUGAUUACAAUUACAUAGCAAGAACGGAUACAUUACUGAACGACACCGUGUAUCUCCUCAGUCAGCUAGGCGAGAAACAACUUGCGGAGAAUCUACAGGUGAAUUUUACAAGCAGGAAUCGUCAGGAUAAAAUCAAAGGCCAGCCGAAUUUACUAUUUAUGUUCAGAGAUAAAUACAAAGGCUGUUUGUCCUUCUUUGAUGCACAAAGAAAAAUUUGGAAAAAAAUGCAAGCAACAGGUGUUAUUGAUAAAAAGUCGAAAUAUCCUAUCUCGCGAGAAGAAAGUGAAAACAUUACACGGACUUCGUUUGAAAGACUUUUAUUGGCGGCAGUCGGUGAUGCUUAUGACGUCACAGUUGGUAAGCAACAACGAAAAGAGGCGGCCAUUGAGGCGUAUUCUACAGUCGACAAAGAGGAUCUGGAGAAACUUAACAAAAUAUUUGCCCCAGACUGCAAGAUUUUCAACUUCAAUUGUAGACCGUCGAAGUUUUUCGAAACAGAUCCAAAGAUCAAACCGUGGUAUUUUGAUCUUGAGACUGCCUGAUUUUUAUUGAUUUAUUUUUCUUUUUUAAAUUUCAUACUGUGAAAAUGGCAAUCAAAUAGAUAACAUAUGUUUUAUUUACGGCAUUUAGAGAAACUGUACAAAACUCAAAAAACUAAUAUCAAACUACGCUAUAAAUAUUACAUAACGAAUGAUGCUUACAAAUUGUAAGAUGAAAUAAUUUGUAUAAGCUUAUAUCUUCUUAUUGAAAUACCUUUCCUGAUUAUUUGACACGUUUCAAAGCUUUUCGUUGCCUUAUAUGAAUUGAUCAAUUGAAUUAUCGAACGAAAAAACUUAUAACUCAGCACUGUAGUUAACUACCUGUUUGUAUUUAUGCUUUGCUACAUUGUAUCUUUACAUCUAAUCAAAAUUGAAUAUAUUGCAAUAGUUUUAUCGAUUUGGAGUUCGAAUAAGUUUUUUUAAACACUUCGGUAUUCUUUUGCUUUUUUCUUAUAUUAUUAAUCGAAAAUAUCCUUACCAAAGGCUAAAAAUAGAAAUGUAAUCACGCAAUAUCGGUGCCAAAUAUGGUACUAAAACGUUAACUUUCCCCCGCAUCUUCUAAAUCCAGAAGUUCCAUUCUCGAAUUACAAAUUUGCUUGUACAUCAUUUGGUUAUGUAAAGGCAAACUUGAAGGUCAUGUAUAUGAACGUUCCACCUUGCAGUAAAUACGAGGUUAGAAGUUUGUUUUUUGUCACAGAUUUCCUCAAACCUUUUAUCUGUUUGAUGCAAGCAACACAUGAAUCAUGCGAUAGCAUAACGGCAAAAUUGACCGCCUUUGAUAUUGGUGUAGCUCCUCUGUAGUCUUUUAGUGACACGUAUCAGCCUAGCGAUUGGUCAUUUUUUAUGUUUGCAGCCAAUGGAAUGGCUUACCGUGAACCUUCGAAUUCGCCAUGACAUCGCUUAAGGGUGCAGAGAAGAUAAGCAUAUCGAACGCGGAUUUCGAAUAUGUUUCAUCCGGAGAAAUUUUAUUUGUUUUCUGGUUUUCACUUUGAUCCGUGACGUUUUCCCCUGUUGUAUUUAUCUCAAUUGUUCUUUUCUUGUGAUUUCGUAUCGGUUCUGAGUGUUAUUUCUGUCCUUGUUUUUUCUCUCAAAAGGAUAAUGCUUACAUAUAUCCAUGUAGUUUAAUCAAUACAAAUCAGUUAACACAAUAAAAUAUCAGUAGA